Paramecium tetraurelia is the source of this 2376-nucleotide messenger RNA. RefSeq lists its product as uncharacterized. Gene Ontology annotation, biological process: microtubule-based movement. Gene Ontology annotation, molecular function: microtubule binding; ATP binding; microtubule motor activity. Lineage: Eukaryota; Ciliophora; Oligohymenophorea; Peniculida; Parameciidae. The transcript has 7 exons. The record is from RefSeq and is a predicted model, not a curated record.
AUGGAAAAAAUUAGUGUGUGUUUAAGAGUAAGACCACUCAAUUAAAAAGAAAUUAAUGACAACGAAAUAAUUGCUUGGGAUGGAAGUGACUCAAAAAUUUAACUAAAUAAGAUUUGUUUGAAGGACUUAAUUGCUUAAAAAAAAGUAGUCAAUAGUUUGAUUUAUGAAUUCAAUCAUUGCUACGGACAACAAGCUGACAAUUAUUACUUGUUUUCAACGUCAGUCAAACAAGUAAUUAUGCAAUCUUUAGAUGGAAUCAAUGGGACUGUCAUUAUGUAUGGAUAGACAGGGUCAGGCAAAACAUUUACAAUGUUGGGGAAGAGGAAUCAGGAGAUGUUACAAAACAACAAUAGCAACAUUUAGUAAUUAAUCAAGGAAAGUUUUGCAAAUAAUCAAUAUAACGAUGUUGGAAUUUUGAUAUAUUCGAUGAUGGAGCUAUUUAAACAGAUUAAUAUAGAUGAAAAGAGAUAGUUCGAAAUCAAAUGUAGUUAUUAUGAAAUCUACAAUGAGUUUAUUUAUGACCUCUUACGCGAAGAAAAUGAGUUAUCCGAACCACUCAUUUUUGGAACUGAUUAUCGAAAGGAAUUUGUUAUCAAGAAUAUCAAGGAAUACAAUGUUACCUCUAUUGAAGAUGUGAUUACAUGCAUUUCAAAGGGAGAAAAAAAUAGACACUAUGCAGAAACCAUAUUGAAUCAUCAAAGUAGCAGAAGCCAUACAAUCUUCAAAGUACUCAUAAGUGCUUAUUCAAAUGAAUCUGAAGAAGAAGAAAACUUCACUUUUUCUACUGAAGCAUGCAUCAAUUUCAUUGAUUUGGCUGGAAGUGAAAAAAUAUCAUCCUGUCCCAUUUCAGAUGAUGUUACUAGAAAUUCUAAUAGAAAAGACAGAAACAAAGAAAGCUCUGCAAUCAACAAGAGCUUGUUCUUUUUAACAAGAGUCAUUGCAUUAAAAACUUAGAAGGUUCCACCUCAGCACAUUCCCUAUCGCAAUUCAACAUUAACCAAAUUAUUGAAAUCAUCUCUCACAGGAAACUUCAAAACUUUAAUCUUAUUGAGUAUAAAUCCAGGAUUGAGCCAGUAUGAUCAAACACAAUCCACUCUAAGAUUUGGUACGAGUGCAAAAUUGGUUGAAUCUAAAAUUGAAUAGAAUGUCAAUUUUGAUGCUUCCUAUUCGAACAAUCAAUAGAAAUUAAAUUAGUUGAUUUAAAAAAAUAAACAAAAUGAAAAGACCAUUUCUGAUUAAUAAAAGAUUAUUGAUUCAUUAAAAUAACAAUUGCAAGCAUCAAACUAUUCAGAAAUCUUAACUAAUCUCAAAUAAUCAGAAGUUUAAUUAGCUUCUAAGCCAUCUGUAAGCUAAUUUAAUGAAACUGAUGUCUCCCUCCUAGAGAAAACUUAAGAAUUGAAUUCUCAAUUACAACAAGAAAUGGAUAAGAACAUACUUUUAGAGAAGAAUUGCACAGAACUUCAUAAGAGAUUGCAGAAAUCUAAUGAGCAAAUUCUUACAUAUUUUAAUUCUCAUAAAGAGAUGGAAUAGUAAAUAAAAGAAUUAAGACUUCAAAAUGAGAAAUACGAAAAAUUGUCAUAAAAUGCCCUCAAUAGACUUUCAUGUUAUGAAGGGUAGCCAAAUUUCAAGAAAUUUAGUUUAGAUGAACUCUAAAACUUAGAACAUCAAAUAUAAUAAUGUUUAUAGGAAAUAAAAAUAGAAAAAUAAAGAAGAAAUUCAUUUUAAUAGUUAAAUAUCGAUGCUAUGCCCCUGUUUACUUAACCAACUGAAACUUUGAGAUCUGAUAGAAGCAGUGCUAGUUAAGAUUUUCGUAGAAUAGAGGAAGAAGACUCUGUGACUAAAAGUUAAAAGAAAACUCCCAAGAAAGACGGAAAAUUAUUGCAACCUAAAAAACAAUAACAAAGUUAUUUUAAGGCUACUUCUAAUCGGUUGUCGACUCUGUCAAAUUAUGAAAAUAAAUCUCCUUUACUUAAAAAACCAAAAAAUAGAGAUGCAUAGAAUUUUGCCAAAAAAGUUCAAGAUUAGAAAAAUUAAAAACCAUCUUAAAUUCAAAAUGAAUAUAGAAGCAAAUCUAAUGAUAGCCAUUCAAAGCAGAAGGGAGCCUAAUAACCAUAGCAGGAGUAGAGUAAAUUAAAAAAUGACAUAUAAUCAUUGGCCGAUCGAUUAUAUUCAUUAUCUGAGAAGUUUUAGUUGAACAGAGAUACGAAAGUGAGUUAAGUCAGAAAAAGCACAAAUGUAAAUAGGCCUGAGAUCAUUUAUGAGACUGAAUCGGAAUUAUUAGGAGACAGUAGAUCGACUGUCCAUAAGAGCAAUCGAUCGGCUAUAAAAUGAGUUAUUAUAAAUUCAAUUCGAAAAUCACUCUAAAUAUUAAUUUAA